AACAAUGUGACAUUUAAGGCUGCUGGUGGCCCCGCCCGGGGAGCAGGGAAGAAGGAGAAGUGCAGGCUGCCUCCCUCUGCUGAUAGGUGGAUCAGGAGGGUGUCCCUCUUCCCAGACUUUUGUGGAGUGUGGAAAGUGCCUGGAAUUCAGACGCUAUGCUCCUCUAUUAGAAAGAAUUGCUGCUCUUGGGAGCCAUAGAGAUCGGCGGAUGGUGACCAGCCUGGACUGACGACUGGCCCGGCCCGCCCGGCUCGGAAGUUUGGAGGAUGAGAGCGGCGCUGUAAUUGAUCUGUGCAGUAAUCCAAUGUUAAAGCUGAACUCCGGGUUGGGCAAAUACUAUCUAAAUACAAGAGGUAAAAAAGAAAGCAAACAUGACAGAAGGUCGUCGGGAUAGCACAAGCAGUCUACAGAGAAAGAAGCCACCAUGGCUAAAAUUAGAGAUACCAUCUGCUCCUGUUAUCACAACAGAGGAACCAACCUUUCUGCAGCACUUCAAGCGUCAAAGUUAUUUAAGAAGCGUGAGUAUGCCAGUAGAGAACACAAGAAUUCCUUCACCUCCCAAUGAACAGAAGCGGCCUAUACUGCAACGUCAGACCUCAAUCACCCAGACGAUAAAAAGCAAGCGCGUGACGUUUGACAGAAUCAGUACUAUGCCGGUCAAGGGGCACCUAGCUAGCAGGAGGUCUAUUCAUUUUAGGAAACGUCAAACAAUCUCUACUUUCUUUUUCAGGGGCACUGCUGACUGGUUUGGAGUAAGUAAAGAGAGCGACUCGUCUCAUAAAUGGCAGCGGAAGAGCCUUAGACAUUGCAGCCAGAGAUAUGGAAAGUUGAAACCACAAGUUAUCCGAGAAAUGGACCUCCCUAGCCAAGACAACAUAUCUCUGACAAGUACAGAAACACCACCACCUCUUUAUGUGGGAUCAGCUCAGUUUAAUAUGCAAAAGAUUAUUGAUCCGCUGGCACGAGGACGCGCUUUUCGAAUGGUAGAAGACAUAGAUGGCUACAGUAUGCCACAUACACCUAUUACACCAGGAGCAACUUCUCUCUGCUCAUUUACCAGCUCAAGAUCUGGAUUCAGCCGAUUUCCCCGGAGACGGAAAAAAGAGUCUGUGGCAAAAAUGAGCUUUAGAGCUGCAGCAGCACUUGUGAAGGGUCGAUCGAUAAAGGAAAGUACUUUACGAAGGAUACAUAGACGAAGCUUCACUCCAGUUAGUUUUCUAGAAGAAGACACCAUGGAUUUUCCUGAUGAAUUGGACACAUCAUUUUUCGCAAGGGAAGGUGCUCUUCAUGAAGAUAUGUCUAGUUACCCUGAUGAAGUGUUUGAAUCUCCUUCAGAGGCAGCCAUCAAAGAGGCCGAUAAUACAGAAAAAGAAGAAGAUGCUGAGGAACAUACAGGGAGUGCCUUGGACAAAAGUGAAUUAGAAAAAAGUCAUUUAAUGCUGCCACUGGAGAGAGGUUGGCGUAAAGUAAAAGAAGGACACCUUGUACAGCCAAAAAUAAGACUUUGUCAGGAAGUAGUCACCGUCAGUCCUCAAAAGAGAGGCCAGCGUAUAACUGUGCCGGUAAAGAAGCUGUUUGCAAAAGAAAAAAGGCCAUAUGGUCUUGGAAUGGUGGGAAGAUUAACAAACAGAACAUAUCGUAAAAGGAUAGACAGCUAUGUAAAAAGACAAAUAGAAGACAUGGAUGACCACCGGCCGUUCUUCACUUACUGGAUUACAGUUGUACAUCUACUCAUUACAAUCCUGACUGUAUCCAUCUAUGGUAUUGCACCUGUUGGAUUUUCUCAACAUGAAACUGUAGAAUCUGUUUUGCGAAACAAGGGAGUUUAUGAAAACGUAAGAUACAUACAGCAAGAAAACUUUUGGAUUGGACCAAAUUCUGAAGACUUAAUACAUCUCGGAGCUAAAUUUUCUCCAUGCAUGAGACAAGAUCAGCAAGUGUACAGUUUAAUUCAAAUGAAGAGAGAGAAGGAAAAACACUCUGCAUGCUGUGUGAGAAAUGACAAAUCCGGCUGUAUCCAGACCUCAGAAGAGGAGUGCUCGUCCACUCUGGCUGUAUGGGUCAAAUGGCCAACUCAUUCUAGCACCCCACUUUUGGCAAACAAAAGUGAAAGACAUUAUGGAUCAGUAUGUCGCCAGGAUCCCAGGUUUUGCGCUGAACCAGCUUCCGUGCCUCCACACGAAUGGCCUGAUGACAUCACAAAAUGGCCGGUGUGUACUAAUAGUACGAAUGGGAGUUACCCUAACCAUCUGCAUAUGAACUGUGACAUAACAGGCAGGCCCUGCUGUAUUGGAACAAAAGGAAGCUGUAAAAUAACAUCAAGAGAAUACUGCGAGUUCAUGAAAGGAUACUUCCAUGAAGAAGCAACAUUAUGUUCACAGGUACAUUGCAUGGAUGAUGUUUGUGGCCUUCUGCCAUUCUUGAAUCCAGAGGUUCCAGACCAGUUUUAUAGGUUAUGGCUUUCUCUUUUCCUUCAUGCUGGCAUCUUGCAUUGUCUGGUCUCUGUCUGUUUCCAAAUGACUAUACUACGAGAUCUUGAAAAGCUGGCAGGUUGGCAUAGAAUCUCCAUUAUCUACAUUUUAAGUGGGAUUACUGGGAAUCUUACUAGUGCCAUCUUUCUUCCUUACAGAGCAGAGGUUGGACCAGCUGGAUCUCAGUUUGGAAUCUUGGCCUGCCUUUUUGUCGAACUCUUUCAAAGCUGGCAGAUUCUAGCAAGACCAUGGAAGGCUUUUUUCAAGUUGCUUGCCGUUGUCAUCUUCUUAUUCUUAUUUGGACUCCUUCCUUGGAUUGACAAUUUUGCUCAUAUUUCUGGCUUUAUAAGCGGCUUCUUUUUAUCUUUCGCAUUUCUUCCUUAUAUUAGUUUUGGCAAAUUUGACUCAUACCGGAAGAGAUGCCAGAUAAUUAUAUUUCUACUUAUAUUUUUUGGACUGUUCUCUGGUCUAGUGUUUUUAUUCUAUUUUUACCAUAUCAAGUGUGAAUGGUGUGAGUACCUAACCUGUAUUCCAUUUACAGAUAAGUUUUGUGAGAAAUAUGACCUUGAUGCACAACUUCUUUGACACUAACUACAGAUUUUUAUCUAAGCAAUAUUCUUAAGAUAUUUUUUAUGUUUUUAAAAUAUGGUGUUAUAUGGUUAUUAUUAAAGGUACUGAAAAAAUAACAUUUAUUAUAUCCCACCAGAGAUGACAUUAAAAUAUUACUGGAUAGUUAACCAUAUUGGCACAAUGAUUAAAAGUAACGGGUAUACCAAGAGAUCAUCUUUGCUAUGCUGUGGGAUUUUUUUAUUUUUUAUCCAUAUCUAUAUUAAAAAGCAUAUAUCUAAUGUGCACAUUGUUAAUUUAAUCUGUAUAUAUAGCAUUUGAUAACCUUUGCUAAAAUGCGUGUCAGAUAGUUUUACUAUCUGAAAACAGUAUUUUUUCAUUGUUCACUUUUACUGAACAACAGUGUGACGUCUUUUUGAUGAACUAAUUUCAUUGGUAGGUUUUUAAAUAUUAUUUCUACUGAAGGCAAAGCCGCAGUAAUUAAACCACAGGGUAGCGUUUUAGCUGCUUUGUCUGUUAAAAAGAAAAAAAAAAAGAAAAAAGUUUUGCAUACACCAUUUUUAAACACUAAUUUUGGUAUAUUUGCAACAUUUCUACAAGUAUGGACACAUCAUAAUAAAGCAGAAGACUUUAUUUGCACGA
Messenger RNA from Rana temporaria (common frog), 3680 nucleotides. RefSeq names its product rhomboid 5 homolog 1 (gene RHBDF1). Gene Ontology annotation, biological process: regulation of protein secretion; regulation of epidermal growth factor receptor signaling pathway. Bases 372 to 3056 code for a protein of 894 amino acids. The record is from RefSeq and is a predicted model, not a curated record. Gene Ontology annotation, molecular function: serine-type endopeptidase activity. Lineage: Eukaryota; Metazoa; Chordata; Amphibia; Anura; Ranidae. The transcript is spliced from 20 exons. Gene Ontology annotation, cellular component: endoplasmic reticulum membrane.